CAAAAAUAAAUGUUUUUUAUAUAAAAUUUUCAACCAAAUUCUAAUAUCCAAUUUUAAAUAGUGUCUGCCAAUACCGCCACUAUUUAGUUGCUUUAUACAUAAAUCGAAUAAUCGAACGCACUCUAUUAUGACAACCAAUCAGAUGGAAGUGGAUGACACCGACACCGAAGAAUUCCAAGACAUCGAAGAGUUCUCCGAUGAGGCACCAUCUUGCAGCAAUACGCAGCCACAAUCGAAGCGCUUUGUAGUAAAAAAGUUUCAGGCACAGGCGCUCUGGUCAUGGGAUGUGGCCGUGGACAAUUGCGCCAUUUGUCGCAACCAAAUUAUGGAUCUGUGCAUUGAGUGCCAGGCGAACCCGCUGUGCUCUAGCACCAAAGAGGAAUGCACUGUGGCCUGGGGUGCCUGCAACCAUGCCUUUCAUUUCCACUGCAUUUCGCGUUGGCUCAAGACCCGCCAGGUGUGUCCGCUGGACAACAAAGAGUGGGAUUAUCAGAAGUACGGACGUUAG
Molecule: messenger RNA, 508 nt
Organism: Bactrocera tryoni
Lineage: Eukaryota; Metazoa; Arthropoda; Insecta; Diptera; Tephritidae
Product: RING-box protein 1-like
Exons: 1
Coding region: 128-508 (126 amino acids)
Biological process (GO): ubiquitin-dependent protein catabolic process; protein ubiquitination
Cellular component (GO): cullin-RING ubiquitin ligase complex; nucleus
Molecular function (GO): zinc ion binding; cullin family protein binding; ubiquitin protein ligase activity
Source: RefSeq, a predicted model, not a curated record